AUGGUGCCUCCUCCCUCCCUCUCUACCCUUCCAUCCUCCUUCUCUGUCUCCCUCGUCAACCUCUCCUCCUCGAUAUCCUCCUCCCGCAGCCCUUCACCUUCCUUCAAGCUCUCCCCCUCCCAGCAAGCGUACUGCGACGCUCUCCCGCCCCAGCCCUCCUCCUGCUCCUCCUCUCCCUCCUGGACGUCCUCAGGCCCCGCCGCCAAGCCCGGCAAGGCUGUUCGCGUCCAGUCCGACGGCACGCAGCUCAUGCGCGCUGUCAUGGAGGCGAGGAAGCUCGCGGCAGGACGCGGUGGAGCGACCAAGCGACCAGCGAUGGCAUCCGAGAAGCGCUGGACAGAGCUGGAGAGCUUCGGAGGGUCAUGGGAGGACGUGACGGCAGGGAUGGAGGGGCUGCUGAGGGGAGGAGAAGCAUAA
Molecule: messenger RNA, 417 nt
Organism: Guillardia theta CCMP2712
Lineage: Eukaryota; Cryptophyceae; Pyrenomonadales; Geminigeraceae
Exons: 1
Coding region: 1-417 (138 amino acids)
Source: RefSeq, a predicted model, not a curated record